Messenger RNA from Paramuricea clavata, 6013 nucleotides. Lineage: Eukaryota; Metazoa; Cnidaria; Anthozoa; Malacalcyonacea; Plexauridae. The record is from the annotation of a GenBank genome assembly.
UUUAGUAUUUGAUAAACUGUGACCGGCUCAUAUAGUCACUUUGUUAUAAAUUUUGAAUUAUAAAUUAUAAAUUGCAAAUUAAAUUUUGAAUCAUGUGAACAACUGAUCAUGUGAUGUGAUGUGAUGUCAAUUGUGAAACCAUACUUCAUGCACAUUUUCGUGAUUCUUUCCCGAAUAUUUUACAUAAUCGAGGGCUUUUAGAAGACCUUAGAAGGUAGGUAAAGCUUUGCUGUUUUUAAUUUACCUUAUAUUCUGUUAUCUGUUGUGAUUUUGGAGCCUUUGUGCUCGCACUGAUUAUUUAUCAGGCGUUAUUAUAUAGCGUGAAAGGCCACGCUAUCAAAAUACUCAAUUUUAUACUCAGACUGAAACGGAGCCAUUGUGCUCGCACUGAUUAUUUAUCAGGGCGCUAUUAGCGUGAAAGGCCACGCUCUCAAAAUAUUCAAAUUGAAACGGAGCCAUUGUGCUCGCACUGAUUAUUUAUCAGGCGCUAUUUGCGUGAAAGGCCACGCACUCAAAUUGAACCUUGCCAUUGUGCAGGUAAAAAAAGCAGCCCAUUGCCAUUGUGCUGGGAUUAUUGAGACUUUGCCAUUGUGCAAUUUUAAAAGAAUUACAAAUACAAACUGUCAAAGACAAUACUGAAAAUACACAGUACUGUACACUACUUACUGACAAUUACUGUAACGAAACUAUUUUAUUCCAAACAGUGAGAAUAUAGAAAUAUGGGUGUGUCAAUUGAGAUAUACAGACUAAGAAUUAGUUCACAUAACAACUUUGUGCAAGCACGACAGUCCAUGAAUCAAAUGAAAGGUAAAUUUUGGAACCAUAUGUUAGUAAUGUUCUACUUAGAAAUAUUUUAUUUACCAUGCUUGAAAAAUAUAGUUACCAGGAUUGAAAAUAAUAAUGAAGUUUGCAUGUGGUAUACACAAAUGGUAUCUUAUCAUGUUUAUGUACCAUUGCUAUUGAGGCUUGCAAAUGAUGUAGAGGAAAAUCCAGGCCCAAUUAAUAUCUAUGAUAUUGUUGAUCAUAGUUUUACGGUUCGAGCAGACUUCAACCAAGGUAAUAUAUCCAUGUUUGGAAUAAAUGCUGGAAAACAAUGUGUUGCCAUGUCAAUUUAUGCUAUUGUAUACAAUGAAAUAAAAUCUGUUAAUAUUUGGGAUACACCACUUAUGAACAUGCUUCUAGUUAAUGCAAACAAUCUUUAUGCCAUAAUUAGUCAGCACAUUCAGAAAGAUUUCUUAUUGCUCACUGAUGUUCCUGAAAUAUUGUCUAUCAACAAUGAUACUUUUAAUUUGGAGUACAGUGACUCUUUUUCUGGAGCAUUAUGGAUGGAAUACUUACUAUUGCAGCAAACACUAUUGCAGUUUUAAUGCCUUUCCCAGAUGUAUUUAAUGUUUUUGAUUCUCAUUCGCGAGAUAUGCAUGGAAUGCCAGCAGCAAUGGGUUAUAGUGCUUUAGUUUCUAUUGAAGGAAUUCAAAACCUUAUAAAAUUUUUUCAUAAAAGUUGUAACUGUCCUGGACAAAAUAGCGAAAAUAGUCCAUUUGAAUUGAAGGGUGUUAAAUGUCAUAGAAACAUUUCAUUGUCAAACAGUUUGGAUAACAUAGCGAAUGACGACACAACAUCAAAUAACAAUGAACAACUAACAAAACAACAAGAGUCUGUUAUAGAAAGAGAAAACAGACUUGCAAAGCUAAGAGAGAAGCAAAGAGAGAAAAGACAACAAGCAAAACAAAAAGAGUCUGUUACAGAGAGAGAGAAUAGACUUGCAAAGCAAAGAGAGAAAAGAAAACACAAAACUGUUUCAGAGAGGGAAAAUAGACUUGCAAAGCAAGGAGAGAAAAGAAAACAGGCAAAACAACAGGAAACUGUUACAGAGAGAGAGAAUAGACUUGCAAAGCAAAGAGAGAAAAGAAAACAAGAAACUGUUUCAGAGAGGGAAAAUAGACUUGCAAAGCAAGGAGAGAAAAGAAAACAGGCAAAACAACAGGAAACUGUUACAGAGAGAGAGAAUAGACUUGCAAAGAAAAGAGAGAAAAGAAAACAAGAAACUGUUUCAGAGAGGGAAAAUAGACUUGCAAAGCAAGGAGAGAAACGAAAACAGGCAAAACAACAAGAAACUGUUACAGAGAGAGAGAAUAGACUUGCAAAGAAAAGAGAGAAAAGAAAACAAGAAACUGUUUCAGAGAGGGAAAAUAGACUUGCAAAGCAAGGAGAGAAACGAAAACAGGCAAAACAACAAGAAACUGUUACAGAGAGAGAGAAUAGACUUGCAAAGCAAGGAGAGAAAAGAAAACAAGAAACUGUUUCAGAGAGGGAAAAUAGACUUGCAAAGCAAAGAGAGAAAAGAAAACAAGAAACUGUUUCACAUAGGGAAAAUAGACUUGCAAAGCAAGGAGCGAAAAGGAAACAGGUACCAGAGAGAGAGAAUAGACUUGCAAAGCAAAGACAGAAAAGAAAACAGGUAAAAGAACAAGAAACUGUUUCAGAGAGGGAAAAUAGGCUUCAAAACCAGCGAAAAGCAAGAAGGUUGAAAAGGCAAAACGAAACUGUCGAACAAAGAGAGCAAAGAUUAGCAAAAGUAAGCUAAUUAUAAGGAAAAUAAAAGUGGACGUUCUGGAAAAAAACAAACAAUGUCCUCCAUCAGGUUCUCGAGGUCAUCUCAAUAAUGAUAACGGUUUAUAAUAUAGCAUUUGUAAAUUCUGAACGCUGAUUGGCUAAGAGCCGUGUUGAUAUAACUCAACUCGGGUUGUCAGGUUGGGAGUUUGGCUGGGGCGGCACAACUGUCAAAUGAUAACGCAGGUGUUCUAAGGUGAGCUCAAUAAGAACGGAAAUCUCAUGUAGAACAAAAGGGUACAAGCUCACUUGAUUUUGAUUUUCAGUAUGAAUACAAACUGUGAAAGCAUGGCCUAUCGAUCCCUUAGUCUUUACGAGUUUUAAGCUAGGGGUGUCAGAAAAGUUACCUCACGGAUUCUGAUUUAGAGGCGUUCAAUCAUAAUCCAACAGUUAACUCGGGAAAUUUUCCGCCGCUUGUAAACACGGAAAUUUUUCUUAUCCUUCGGGCUUUUGACAUUGCUAUAUUAUAAAAAAAUAUAAAACAUUCUUUCCGUGUUGAUAUAUAGUUAUAUCAACACUCGUGGAAGUUGGGAAAACUCGAAAUUGUAUGAAAACACUCCGCCCUUCGGGCGUCGUGUCUCCAUACAAUUUCUCGUUUUCCCAAUUCCACUCGUGUUGAUAUAACUGUAUAUCAACACGGAAAAUGUUUUAUAUUUGUUAAAUAUCACAUAAUAGUGUAUCACAAUUGAUACAUAAAUUCCAUAAAUCUGUAUCAACAGGUCCUCUGUAUAUAUGUUCAUGCUGUGAUCAAUUAUGGUAUAAGCACAGUGUUUGUCCGGCGGGGAGGCUUCGAUUGCGCAAUCCAAAUUCUACUAAACAUCUACAAGGCAUUAAAAGUGUGGAUAAUAUUGAAUGGCUGUGUUUGACAUGUGACAAACAUCUUAAAAAGGAUAAAGUGCCACCAUCUGCAGUUUCAAAUGGCUUGAAGUUUCCAGAAAAACCUGACUUCUUUGAUUUAAAUGAAUUAGAAUGCAGGCUUAUAGCUCCAAGAUUGGCAUUUCAAAAAAUAAUGCAAGCUCCGAGAGGUCGGCAACUUAAAAUUGCUGGUAAUGUUGUGAAUGUACCAGCAGACAUAUGUAAUACCGUUAACAUGCUACCCAGGUUACCACAAGAUACUGGGACUAUUAAAGUUCAAUUAAAACGUCGACUGCAAUAUAAGAGUUCUGCCUUGUCUUUGAAUGUGAGACCUAAUAAAGUGAUGCAAGCUGCAGCUUGGUUGGUAAAUACUAGUGAACUAUAUCGAGAACAAGGAAUAACUUUUGAUCAGCAUUGGUUAUCAUACUUUGAUGUUCCAACACCUAAUAAUAGUGUCAAUGAAAAUACUACAGUUGAUCAAACUAAUUCAGCAUCUUCAGAAGAUGAAUGGAGUGAAGAUGAAGCAGAAAUUCCUGCAGGUGUAACAGACAGUAUGCUUACACCUACUGAUUUUGUAGAUGAUACUGAAAGACAGCAUAUAUACAAUGUUGCACCUGGUGAAGGUAGUAGACCACUCAGUAUAUUUACAAAUCAGUAUUCAGAGGAACUAGCUUAUCCAGGAAUAUUCUUAGGUCAAAAGCGGCCUGAUGAGAAGCAAAGAUUGACCCGUGUUUAUUACAGUGAAAUAUGUAAAUCAGAACUUAGACGGUCUGAUCGAAGAGCUGCAAUAUGUAUUGAGAACAUAUUUUUUAAAACUAAGAACAUGCAGAUGAAAUUAUUGCUGGUGCAAUCGCAGCUUGCUAUUCGCAAGCGUAAAAUGGGAAACAGAACACUUACUGCUGGUGAUUUGAAAACGCCAGAAGGUUUAACAAAUCUCAUUUGCCAUGAUGAAGGAUACAAAUUUUUAAGAGCUUUGAGAGGUUCCCCACCUUACUUUGAAAUAGCAAAAAAGGAUUUGUUUGCUAUGAAUCGGCAGUUAGGACCUGCAUCAUUAUUUUGUAGUUUUUCAUCUGCUGAAACAAAAUGGAAUCAUUUACUAAGAAUCCUUGGUAAGCUUGUUGAUCACAAAGACUAUAGUGAUGAACAAUUAGAUAAUUUAAAUUGGGAUGAAAAGUGUAGACUAAUUCAAAGUGACCCAGUAACUUGUGCAAGACAUUUUGAUUACCAAUUUAAUACUUUCUUAAAAGAUUUUUUAAUGAGUGAAAUUGCCCCAUUAGGGAAACUGAAAGAUUGGUUUUACAGGGUUGAAUACCAACAGAGAGGCUCGCCUCACAUCCAUAUGCUCAUAUGGCUUGAAAAUGCACCUGUAUUUGGUGUUGAUAAAGAUGAAGAUGUAGUAAAUUUCAUUGACCAAAUAAUAACUUGUAGAAAGCCAGAUAAUGACACUGAAUUAUUUGAUCUUGUAAACAGACAAACUCAUAGACAUUCUCACACAUGCCGAAAAAACUCCAAAAAAGUUUGUAGAUUCAAUUAUCCUCAGCCACCCAUGAGAUCAACACAGAUACUUUAUCCACUUGAUGACAAUGCUUCUGAAACUGUCAUAAGAGCCAGAAAAGAGUUGUGGAAAAAUAUUAAGAAUAAACUAAAUGAUUUAAAAGAGGGAGAAGACGUAACAUUUGAUCACCUUCUAAAAGAACUAGAUGUUUCAGAAUAUCAAUAUAUUCUUGCAAUUCGGUCAUCACUAAAUUGUCCAACAAUAUUUCUAAAAAGAAGUCCCAAUGAAUUAAGGAUUAAUAAUUAUAAUCCUGCUUGCCUCCAAGCAUGGAGAGCGAACAUGGACAUUCAAUUUGUGCUGGAUGUAUAUGCCUGUGCAAUGUACAUUGUUUCCUAUAUUUCGAAGGCUCAAAAAGGAAUGAGUGACUUGUUACGUAACGCAUGUGCUGAAGCUAAGGAAGGUAAUUCCACCAUCAAACAACAGGUUCGUGACAUUGGCAACAAGUUUUUAAACUCUGUUGAAAUAAGUGCACAAGAAGCAGUGUACCUCAUUCUGCAACUUCCCAUGAGAAAAUCUUCUCGAAAUGUUGUAUUCAUUAACACAUCUCCUCCAAGUGAUCGUGUUGAACUAUUGAAACCUCUCAGUGAGAUUGAGAAGAUGUCAGACGAGUCUGAAGAAAUUCACUCUGGUGGACUUCUGAAACGAUAUGUAGAACGACCAGACAGUUUAAAAAAUAUAACAUUAGCUGACUGGGCAGCUUGGUACGACUCAUCUGGGCUGAACAAGUAUAAGAAAUCUGUUAAAAAAUCAGAUAUUGACAACCUUCCUUUGGAAGAUGAAGAUAAUGAUGAUGACCUAGGUGUUCAAAACACUGAAAGUUGUGUUUCAUCUAAAAAGUCUAUCAAAAAAAGAUCACAAGCAAGAAUUAUCCGCAGUGUUUGGUUUAACAAAGAAUCUCAACCAGAAAAACAUUAUCGUGAGUUGAUCAUGCUUUUCACUCCAUGGCGAAAUGAACAGGUCGAUUUAAAGGGAGCUAAUUUACUAGAUUACUAA